AUGUCUGCCUUCCGCUCUCUCGCCACCAGCACAUCCUACCGCGCCUUCUCCACCUCCGUCUCCAGGCAGAAGACCCUCACAGAGACUGUCAAGGAGACCGCAGACACUGUCAACAAGAAGGUCGGACAGACCCUUGCUUCCGGAGUUGGCGCUACCCAGAAGGCCACCGAUGCGACCAAGAAUGCCGCCGACAACGCCCCCACCGAGGGCGAAGUAAAGUCUGCCGCCAACGACCUGGGCAACAAGACCGCCGAGACCGCCGAGUCGGCUCGACAGCAGGGCAACCAGAAGCUAGGCCAGGCCGCUGGGGCCGCCAGGGACGUCAAGGACGACGUCAAGAAGAACCUUUAA
Cryptococcus wingfieldii CBS 7118 is the source of this 351-nucleotide messenger RNA. RefSeq lists its product as hypothetical. Lineage: Eukaryota; Fungi; Basidiomycota; Tremellomycetes; Tremellales; Cryptococcaceae. The record is from RefSeq and is a predicted model, not a curated record. The transcript has 3 exons. Bases 1 to 351 code for a protein of 116 amino acids.